This is a messenger RNA of Entamoeba dispar SAW760, 1272 nucleotides long. RefSeq lists its product as uncharacterized. The record is from RefSeq and is a predicted model, not a curated record. NCBI's taxonomy places the organism in Eukaryota, Evosea, Mastigamoebida, Endamoebidae. The transcript has a single exon. Bases 1 to 1272 code for a protein of 423 amino acids.
AUGAAGACACAUAAUAAGUCAAUUGUGUAUAGUGGAGUUACAACGUAUUGUUCUUCAUACCAUUUCACUGAUGACCCAAGAGUUAGUAAAAGAAUUCCAGAGACAUUAGUUGCUCAAAUUGGUAAUUUAAGUACUAGAGAAGAAACUUAUUUCUUUGUUCAAACACAAACAUGUAAUAUGUUAUAUCACUUUAUACCAAUGGAACAAAGUGAUAUAACAUAUAUUCUUAUUUCACCACAAAAAGAGAAUGAAACAGAAAUGAAAUAUCUUAUUACAUUAUCACGUAAAAUGAUUCAAAUAAAUGGAAUGAGUGAUGUUAAUAUGAAAAAUAUUUCAACUCGUAGAAAUACAUUAGAAAAUUUUUAUCAAUUAUAUGACCAUACUCCAAUGUACUUAAGAGUUCCAACAUUAAUUCCUACAUUUAAAAAUAUAAUUUCUAAUUACAUUUUACCUAAUACUUUUACUGAUGGAGUAAAACAAUUAGAUGGAUUUGGUCUUGUUGUUGGUGGAUAUUUUAGACCUUUUACUUCAAUGAAAAAUCAACUUUCUAUAGAAGAAAAUAUAUGUUUAACAGUAUGGUCAAAUACAUUAGUUAAAACAUAUUUAGCUGAUUCAGAAAUUAGAGAGGAUGAAUAUUUAGGAAAUGAAUUUCAAUUUGAAGAAAAAACAGAUGGUCUUAAAGCACCACCAGUAAGUGUUGAAGAUUGUAACAAACAACUUGUUAUUAACCCAGUUGAAUUUAAAAUAAGUACAAAUACUAGUGAUUGGAUUUUAGCUGUUCAAAAGAUAACAAAUAAUAUGUUAGUUAUUGGGUUCUUAAAAAAAGGAGAAAUAUUAAUCCAAGAUUUUAAAGAAACAGUAAAAAAAAUUUAUCCAGUGUUAAUGAUGUUUAGAAGUGAAUUAACAUUACCCUCAAUGUCAAUGAUACAUCCUUUUAAUUAUAGAACAGCAUAUCCAGGAAUGGUUCAUUUUAUUGUUAUUGAUCAUUUUAGAAAUCAAACAUUUUAUCCAUCAUUUGAUCCACCUGAAUUAGAAAUUCAAUUAAAGAAAUUUAUUAUUGACUGUAGAGAAUCAAAUGAAUUUAAAAUUCUUUAUACAAGAAAUCAAAAAUAUAUAUUUGCUUUUGAAAAAACUUAUCGUUCAGAUCAAAGAAAAGAAACAAAAAUCGAAUUUGAAGUAUAUGCAGUCUUUGUUAAACCAGUUCCUUAUUCAUUGGUUCAUGACUAUACUUCAUCUGCUUUAAAGAAUUAUAAAGAUAUUUAUUUAAAGUGA